UUGGCAAGCUCCUCAAUUCAUCCAAGCUCCCGACGGCAACCAUCGCCUCUCCAUUGUCCACCAUGGCCGCCCGCCCGCACCAUUUCCUCAUCCUCGCCGCGCUCCUCCUGUUGAUCGGCGCCCCCUCCUCAGCUGGCGCGGGCAGCGACGGGACCGGGAAGGUGCCCGUGGAGCUCUACUACGAGUCCCUGUGCCCCCCCUCGGCGCUGUUCGUGACGUACCGCCUCGCCGAAGCCUUCGAGGACGGCCUCCUGGAGGUCGCAGACGUGACUCUCGUCCCCUACGGCAACGCCGAGGUCGGCAAGGACGGCACAAUCACCUGUGAGCAUGGCCCCGAGGAAUGCCUUCUCAACACCGUGGAGGCUUGCGCCAUCGACGCCUGGCCGGACGUGAAUGUGCAUUUCGGUUUCAUCAACUGCGUGGAGGAGCUGGCGAUGAACGAAACACAGGGGGAGUGGGAGUCAUGCUUCCACAAACUGGGGCUCGACCCCAAGCCAGUCACGGAGUGCUACAAGAGUGAGCACGGCCACAAGCUUUCACUCAAGUAUGGGAAACAAACUGGUGCGCUUGUGCCUCCGCUCACGGGCAUCCCAUGGGUGGUGGUAGAUGGCAAGCCACGCGACGACGGGGACUUCGUAUAUUACAUCUGCAAGGCGUACAAGGGACGUCCUCCCAAGAUUUGCCAGGAGCCGGACCGUCACUACCGGACCGCGGUGGAGGCAGGCAACGGUGUCAGCUACAACUCCGGCGGUUUCAAGCUCCACGACGGCGUUGAGGACAAGAUUGAGGUGGCGCGGGUUGAGAACAACUGAUAAAUUAUGUUUGCCUUUCGGGGCUUAUAUACGUACGUCGGUAUACGUGAACAUAGGGCAGUUUCACUGUUCUGUUCAGGUUAAUUAUGGACAUGUGCAUCACCCGAUAAUAAAGUGAGUUAUGAUGAUGUAAAUUUCUGUUCAAAUCAAUAUGGAGAGAAUUGUUGGCAGUUU
This is a messenger RNA of Hordeum vulgare subsp. vulgare (domesticated barley), 986 nucleotides long. RefSeq names its product gamma-interferon-responsive lysosomal thiol protein-like. NCBI's taxonomy places the organism in Eukaryota, Viridiplantae, Streptophyta, Magnoliopsida, Poales, Poaceae. Gene Ontology annotation, molecular function: oxidoreductase activity, acting on a sulfur group of donors, disulfide as acceptor. The coding region runs from base 63 to 812 and encodes 249 amino acids. The transcript has 5 exons. The record is from RefSeq and is a predicted model, not a curated record.